AGAAGUUAAGAAUCAUGUCAAUUCCAGGGAAUGUACUAGAAUGGUUGACCCGGAAUGCCCAGUGAAAUGCACUGGACCGGACAGCGAUCCGAAGACCUCCAUAAUGACAGGCUUGCCGCCCUCUCGCUGCGAAUGCCAUCGGAUCACUACCAGACCAUCCGUUACAGGAACGAGUGGCAGUAUUGGUGCUGCUGGCCUAACGGAUUGCUGCCAAAAACUGGGGGAAACUUCAGAGAGGAAAAUGAGUGUAGAAGCUGCUGACCGGGAGGCUGCCACAUCCAGCCGGCCAUGCACACCCCCUCAGACCUCCUGGUUUGAGUUUUUGCUGGAGGAGUCUCUACUUGAGAAGCACUUGAAGAAGGUGUCUCCUGUAGAUCCAUCACCUGUUCAGCUGAUUGUUCAGUUUUUGGAGCAGGCUUCUAAACCUUUAGUGAAUGAGCAGAAUCAGGUUCAGCCUCCACCUGACAACAAGAGAAACCGCAUUCUAAAGCUAUUUGCACUAAAAGUCGCUGCACAUUUAAAAUGGGAUUUGGAUAUACUGGAAAAAAGCUUAUCAGUUCCUGUAUUGAACAUGCUGCUGAACGAGCUGCUGUGUAUUAGUAAGGUUCCUCCAGGAACUAAGCAUGUAGAUGUGGACCUUGCCAGUUUACCUCCCACCACUGCAAUGGCUAUAUUGCUCUACAAUAGAUGGGCUAUUAGGACUAUAGUCAAAAGCAGUUUUCCAGUCAAACAAGUGAAACCUGGUCCACCUCAGUUAAGUGUAAUGAAUCAGAUACAGCAAGAAAAGGAAGUAACAGAAAAUAUUUUGAAAGUGCUAAAAGAACAGGCUGCUGAUUCCAUUUUGGUGUUAGAAGGAGCACUCAGAUUAAAUAAAGAUCUUUACAUUCAUACAAUAAGAACUCUCGAUUUGCUAGCUAUGGAGCCUGGUAUGGUGAAUGGAGAGACAGAAAGUUCUACAGCUGGAUUCAACAUCAGUGCUGAAGAAAUGCAGUGUCAGGUCUGUUACGAUUUAGGAGCCAUAUACUUUCAACAAGGUUCUACAAACUCUGCUCUAUAUGAAAAAGCCAGAGAAAAAUUUUUCAGAACCAAGGAACUGAUUUCAAAGAUUGGUUCAUCGCUCCAUUAUACCAUAGAUGAGAAGAGGUUAGCUGGUUACUGUCAGGCAUGUGGAGUGCUUGCGCCUUCUGAUAACACAUCACAGCCAUCAACUCCUUAUAGUCAAAUCCAUAGCUGUUUGAGAUCUGGCAAUUAUCAGGAACUAGUGAAGAUUUUCCUUGAAGAUAACUUAACGCCAAGUUUACCUGUUCAGUUCAGGCAAUCGGUGCUAAGGGAACUCUUCCAGAAAGCUCAACAAGGGAAUGAAGCCCUGGAUGAAAUAUGUUUCAAAGUGUGUGCAUGCAACAGUGUUUGUGAUGUAAUGCAAGGUCGACCACUUGAUGUCCAGUUUACACAAUUAUUUCUUAGACCCACUAAAGAAAAAAUAGACUUUCUCCUGGAGGUAUGCUCAAAAUCAUUCCAUUUAGAAAGUGCUUCAGAAUCUUCAAAAAGGAAAAUGGCCUAUUUUCUGAAGAACCUGUGUCUGAGUUUGGAAGAUCUCCAACUUGUCUUCAUGAUUUCCUCCCAUGAGCUCUUCAUAGCAUUACUGAAAGAUGAUGAACGAAAGCUGCUCGUUGAUCAAAUGAGGAAAAGGUCACCUCGAGUCAACUUGGGCACUAAGCCAAUCACUUCAUUUUACGACAUCCCAGCCUCAGCAAGUGUAAAUAUUGGUCAGCUGGAACAUCAGCUUAUCUUAUCAGUGGAUCCCUGGAGAAUUCGUCAGAUUUUAAUUGAGUUGCAUGGCAUGACAUCAGAACGUCAGUUCUGGACUGUUUCUAACAAGUGGGAAGUACCAAAUGUUUAUGGCAAUGUUAUCCUUGGAAUUAAAGACAAUUUGACCAGGGAUUUGGUCUACAUUCUGAUGGCAAAGGGGCUUCACUGCAGUAUUAUUAAGGAUUUUGUCCAUGCAAAACAGCUUUUUGCUGCUUGUCUUGAACUUGUGACAGAGUUUUCUCCGAAGCUGCGUCAGGUCAUGCUGAAUGAGAUGCUGCUUCUGGACAUUUAUACUCAUGAAGGAGGAGUAGGACUUUCAGGAGAACGUCCUCCCUCUGACUUGAUCAGCAGAGUUAGAGGAUACCUAGAAAUGAGAGUACCUGAUAUUCCUCUUCGGCAAGUUGUAGCAGAGGAAUGUGUUGCCUUUUUGUUAAACUGGCGGGAGAAUGAGUAUUUAACCAUGCAGGUUCCUCUUCCACUUGUUCAGACCAAUCCAUAUGUAAAGUUGGGGCAGCUUUUGGCCGCCACAUGUAAGGAUCUUCCUGGACCAAAAGAAAGUCGACGGGCAGCUAAAGACCUCUGGGAGGUGGUUGUACAGAUCUGCAGUGUCUCCAGCCAACACAAACGGGGGAAUGAUGGCAGAGUGAGUUUAAUCAAGCAGAGAGAGUCAACCUUAGGCAUUAUGUACAGGGGUGAAUUGCUCUCUUUUAUCAAAAAAUUACGGGAACCUUUAGUUUUGACAACAAUAUUAUCCUUGUUUGUUAAGCUUCACAAUUUUCGGGAAGACAUUGCGAAUGAUAUCACAGCAGAACAUAUUUCUGUUUGGCCAUCAUCUAUUCCAAAUUUGCAGUCAGUGGAUUUUGAAGCUGUUGCUGUUACUGUCAAAGAGCUAGUCAGUUAUGCACUGACUAUAAAUUCAAACAAUCACUUCUGGUUAAUAAUUCAGGCAGAUAUUUAUUUUGCAACAAAUCAGUACUCAGCUGCCCUUCACUACUGUCUUCAGGCAGGAGCUGUGUGCUCAGAUUUCUUUACUAAGAUGAUACCACCCGAUGUGUAUACUGAUCAGGUGAUAAAACGGAUGAUAAAAUGUUGUUCUCUGCUCAACUGCCACACACAGGUGGCAAUUUUAUGUCAGUUUCUUCGAGAGAUAGAUUAUAAAACUGCAUUUAAGGCACUUCAGGAGCAAAACAGCCAUGAUGCUAUGGACUCUUACUAUGAUUAUAUCUGGGACAUAACCAUCUUGGAAUACUUGACAUAUCUUCAUCAUAAGCGAGGAGAGACAGACAAGAGACAAAUAGCAAUCAAAGCUAUUGGCCAGACUGAGUUGAAUGCCAGUAAUCCGGAGGAAGUACUGCAGCUGGCCGCUCAAAGACGAAAAAAGAAGUUUCUUCAAGCAAUGGCAAAACUUUACUUCUAGAGCCCUCUAUUUCUGCACUAGUGGGAUGAUAUUCCAACACUUUAUUUAACUCAGACUUUUUUAUACAAUACAUUUAUAAACAUA
Molecule: messenger RNA, 3310 nt
Organism: Hemicordylus capensis (graceful crag lizard)
Lineage: Eukaryota; Metazoa; Chordata; Lepidosauria; Squamata; Cordylidae
Gene: INTS8
Product: integrator complex subunit 8
Exons: 28
Coding region: 41-3226 (1061 amino acids)
Biological process (GO): snRNA 3'-end processing
Cellular component (GO): integrator complex
Source: RefSeq, a predicted model, not a curated record